AUGGCGCUGCGCUUGUCUGAUUUUUGGCUUUCCUCGGGCCCUUUGGAAGCCAAGCAGGACGUAAGGGAACCAAUUCCACAGGGCUUCCUCCGUGCGCCGGAGGGUGGGUACCGCAAUUCGAUCUCCCGGCCGGGCGCGUUAUUUGCCGAGCCGGGUGGAGCCGGCAGGGCAGACAAAGAAAACGGCCCCACGGCGGAGCACGCUGCUGCGUUAGAUGCACGCAGCAGCACGGUGAACACUACCCCGGCGACAAGAGCCACCAUCUCAAAUGCAUCCCCGACCACGGUAGAUGCCACCACCAGCCUGGCCAGCUCAGAUGCGUUGCCUUCUCCCAAGACCAUCUCCAAUGCACCCCCGACCACGGCAGAUGCCACCACGCACCAGUCCAGCUCAGAUUCGUCGCCUUCUCCCAACACCAUCCAAGCCACCGGCCACAGCAGCGGAACGAGCCACGUUACAGCUGGGCCUGCCACCUCCACGUCUCUGGCCACCUCCAAAGAGCCGCCACUCACUAGCCCAGCGGCUGAGUCCACUAGCCACAACGGCACGGCCACAACUGCUGGGCCAAGCGAUGAGGACGCGCCGGUGACCCAGAAGCCGGGCCUGGUGGCCGUGAUCUGUAUUUUCCUCGUUGUCUUGCUCCUCGGCGCCGUCGUGAUCGUGGUGAAAUGCUGCCGUGCGAGGGAACCCGCCUUCCAGAAACUGGACGAGGUGCCCAUGGGAAAAGUCGCGGAAGGUGCUCCGUUUGCGCGUUACCCGCCGAAAUAACCCAGCGC
Elgaria multicarinata webbii is the source of this 776-nucleotide messenger RNA. RefSeq names its product colon, intestine and stomach enriched 1 (gene CIST1). The transcript is spliced from 4 exons. Lineage: Eukaryota; Metazoa; Chordata; Lepidosauria; Squamata; Anguidae. Bases 1 to 768 code for a protein of 255 amino acids. The record is from RefSeq and is a predicted model, not a curated record.